GAUGCGGAAAAUCUACAUUGGCAACUUCAUUCUUUAGACUUAUUGAACCAAAAUCAGGGCAAAUUAUUGUUGAUGGAAUAGAUAUAACUAAAAUAGGAUUAAAAGAUCUUAGAAGUAGGAUAACUAUAAUACCACAAGAACCAGUAUUAUUUAAUGGCACGAUAAGAAGUAACUUAGACCCCUUCGGCAAAUAUAAAGACAUAACGCUAUGGAAUGCCCUUCGUCGAGCUCACCUAACAAAUGGUGAUACCGAAGAUGAAUACAAUGACUACUCUAUUAACAACGAGAAAUCAAGAUUUUCACACCAGUUAUCAAUUGCUGAAAUACCAAUAUCAAAAAAACAAGAGUUACAUUUAGAUAGUCCAGUUAGAGAGCAAGGAAGUAAUUUUUCACAAGGACAGCAACAAUUAAUAGCUUUGGCUAGAGCGUUGGUUCGACAUUCGAAAUUAAUAAUAAUGGAUGAAGCCACAGCAAGUGUAGACUAUAAAACUGAUUAUUUAAUUCAAAAUACUAUCAGAGAAGAGUUUGGGAAUAGUACUGUCAUUACUAUUGCGCAUAGGUUGAGAACCGUGAUUGAUUAUGACAAAGUUUUAGUUAUGGACGCAGGCAAGGUUGUAGAAUUUGAUUCACCAUACAUAUUACUGCAAAGCCCAGGAUCAACAUUUAGAGCGAUGUGUGAAUCGAGUGGUGAGUUUAAUGAAUUAAUUGAACUUGCUAAGCAGAAAUAUGAAAGUGAUAAUUUAG
Dentiscutata heterogama is the source of this 744-nucleotide messenger RNA. The record is from the annotation of a GenBank genome assembly. Lineage: Eukaryota; Fungi; Glomeromycota; Glomeromycetes; Diversisporales; Gigasporaceae.